This is a messenger RNA of Cucurbita maxima (winter squash), 1107 nucleotides long. RefSeq names its product SNF1-related protein kinase regulatory subunit beta-2-like. Bases 46 to 948 code for a protein of 300 amino acids. Lineage: Eukaryota; Viridiplantae; Streptophyta; Magnoliopsida; Cucurbitales; Cucurbitaceae. The transcript is spliced from 4 exons. Gene Ontology annotation, molecular function: protein binding. The record is from RefSeq and is a predicted model, not a curated record.
UUUUUUUUUUUUAAAUUUACUUUCCAUUUAUCCUUGUUCGUAUUAAUGGGGAAUGUGAACGGGAGAGAAGAUGAGGAUGGCAACCCAUCUGGGGCGGAAGAAGAAGAAGAAGAUGAGGAAGUCGGUGGUGGUGGUCAGGGGAGUCUACCGGAUGGCCUGGCGGCACCGCCCGAUUCCCACCGUGGCUACCACACCGGCGAUCCGCCUGCUGAGCUGAUGGGUCAUUCCCCUCCUCGUAGUCCUCGCGCCAUUCCAUCUCCAUUGAUGUUCACUCCUCAAGUACCAGUUGUUCCACUGCCAAGACCUGAUGAGGUGCACAACACAAGCCAGUCUUGGAUGAAUAACAGUUCAUGGGUUGAUGAUGUUAGCACUGAACAAGGAAUCCCAACAAUGAUAACGUGGAGUCAUGGAGGCAAGGAAGUAGCUGUUGAGGGAUCUUGGGAUAACUGGAAAAUGAAAAUACCCUUGCAGAGAUCUGGGAAGGACUUCACGAUUGUGAAGGUACUGCCUUCUGGUGUUUACCAGUAUAGGUUUAUUGCUGAUGGACAAUGGAGAUAUGCUCCUGACUUACCUUGGGCUCAAGAUGAUUCCGGCAAUGCUUACAAUAUCUUGGACUUGCAGGACUAUGUCCCAGAAGACAUUGAAAGCAUUUCUAGCUUUGAACCUCCUCAAUCCCCGGAGUCGAGUUACAGCAGUUUGCAGCUUGGAUCUGAAGAUUUUUCGAAGGAGCCACCAUUGGCUCCUCCUCACUUGAAAUCCACGUUGCUUGACAUGCCUUGCCCAUACAAUGAGAUUUUGCCUCCUUUGUCAAGACCUCAGCAUGUUAUGCUGAAUCAUCUUUAUAUGCAGAAGGAAAGGGGCGGUCCAUCUGUCGUGGCACUCGGGAUGACAAACCGGUUUCUAGCAAAGUACGUAACCGUUGUCCUCUAUAAAUCGUUGCAGAGAUAAUGUAGUAUAGGCAUAUCCCGUGUGAAAGAAAUUCAAAAUCUAAACCCAUUUUUCGUUACUGUAGCUUUAUAUGGUGUUGAUGCCAUUUCAUUUUAACACUUCUGAAUUAACCAGGACGUCUGAAUGGAUCGUUCUUCAAGACUCUACCUUACAUGAUGA